AUGCCUGGAAUGGGCCCCGCCGCCUCUGGAAUGGACCCCGGGGACUCCGGCAGCCGCAGAGAAGCGACUUCCCGGGGACCCCACGGAGUCCCAGUCAGUGUUGGGCUUUGGCCCCGAGGCCCUUGCCCGACGCGCGGCUCCCCCGGGGGCAGCAAGCGCACGGACGGCCAGGAGGAGGCCUCCGUCGCCCCCAUGCCGCUGCCGGAAGACCUCAGGCGGCGGCUGGCGGGCGCCUUCCAGCUGGCUGUGCCGCGAGGGGGCUCCCGGCGCCCCCCGGCGGAGGCGGAAGCCGAGGCGCAGGAGGAGCAGAGCCCGAGCGUCUAGAGCGCCCGGGCCGGGCUGCAAGCCGAGCUGCUGGAAAUGCAUUUCCAAAACCACCAGCUGGCCAGAACUUUCCUGGAUUUAAACAGGAAAAGGUCGCAGUUGAAAAGGUAUGAACUGUAAAUUGUAUCCGAAUCUCAAAGCCCUGAGGAGAACGUUGUGACUCUGAAAGAAGAAUAUGCACACUUGAAGAUCUGAACCUGAAAAGUAACACGACUCCAAAACAAUUCUGCCGCUUUGAGAGAAAGGAGAGAGAAAAUGGUGUGUUAUCAAGUUUAAAAGUUAUAUAUUCAUAGUUUUGACUGGGAAAUAGAAAUGCAAGAAAAAUAUAUUGAAGAAUGCCUAAGGCCAAUUUCUAGCAUUCUGUCUUGUGCCACCUCAACUUUCUGUCGUUACCUGAACUUUUAGAAUCCAUGCAAGUUUUUGUUUUACUUGAUUAUUCUUGGUUUGUCUGUCCAGUUAGCUCUCAGUAUCUUCCCCUGCCUCUUUAUUUGAUAAUUAUGUCCACCUAGAUUCUAACCAUACCCUUAGGGUAGAGUCUGUCAAUACAGAUGCCCCACCUCCCUGGAUAGAGUCACUCAGAUCAAGGCAGAUUGAUCAGCUUGUCCUAGGAGCUUUUGAAGUAAAACAAAAGAAGUGGAUGAGUAUUGCCUGAUGGUAGAGGCCAUGGGGUGGGGGGCUUGGAGGCUGCUGGUGACCACCAUGUGAGAAAGUGCCAGCUCUAGUGAAGGAGGUUGAAACUGAACCAGAGUGCACAAAAGUGAGGGAAAGAGCCAAUUUUCCUUGUCCCUGGGGUUGAGCUGCAUAAAAUCCCAGCCCUGAAUCCCACAUGAAAAUACUGUGAUAUCCUCCCAAUAAAAUCUCCUUUGGCCUAA
Molecule: messenger RNA, 1196 nt
Organism: Neofelis nebulosa (Clouded leopard)
Lineage: Eukaryota; Metazoa; Chordata; Mammalia; Carnivora; Felidae
Gene: AARD
Product: alanine and arginine rich domain containing protein
Source: RefSeq, a predicted model, not a curated record